This is a messenger RNA of Aspergillus luchuensis, 159 nucleotides long. RefSeq lists its product as uncharacterized. Lineage: Eukaryota; Fungi; Ascomycota; Eurotiomycetes; Eurotiales; Aspergillaceae. The record is from RefSeq and is a predicted model, not a curated record. The transcript has a single exon. The coding region runs from base 1 to 159 and encodes 52 amino acids.
AUGGACCUGACAUCUGGUGCUAUGGUAAAGGCCAAGUCCUUCAACGGUCGGCUGUUUGCGGAAAGACAGACUAGCCCAAGUGCCGGUGACAGGAAUAGGCGAGUCCAAUGGUGGAAAGAGGAAGAAGAAGUAGCAGAAUGGGCAUCUAAUCUCGAUUAA